Sporothrix schenckii 1099-18 is the source of this 3258-nucleotide messenger RNA. Its product is annotated as RNA interference and protein silencing protein (Qde2). The transcript is spliced from 3 exons. The record is from RefSeq and is a predicted model, not a curated record. Bases 1 to 3258 code for a protein of 1085 amino acids. NCBI's taxonomy places the organism in Eukaryota, Fungi, Ascomycota, Sordariomycetes, Ophiostomatales, Ophiostomataceae. Gene Ontology annotation, molecular function: nucleic acid binding; protein binding.
AUGGCCGAUGACCAGCGAGGCCGGGGACGUGGCCGUGGAGGCGGUGACCGUGGUGAUCGUGCUGGUCGCCGAGGCCGCGGUCGCGGGGGUGGAGGCGGACAAACAAGCAACCCAGCAGCCGAUGUAGGCGGGCCUGCACCUGCGAGGGGCGGUGGUAGAGGCGGCAGGGGCGGAGAGGGACACCGUGGCAGCGAUCGUGGUAGUCGUGAAGGUGGCCGAGGCCGAGAUAGUGACUUCGGUGGUCAUCGUGGAGACUUCCGUGGCGGAAGUGACCGUGGACGUGGCGGAGGUGACCGCGGGGGUCAGUACAGAGGGCGCGGCGGCGGCGGCCAGUUUGAUGUCAGCAUGCGCGGUGGUCGAGGCAGCCGUGGCGGUUACGGUGGUCGUGGAGGUGGUAGCCACAGCCAGAUCACAGGGCCAUUUGCGUACAAAAACAAGGCAACCCCACACCCUGACCAGAGUAUCGUCAAGCUCGAGGACCAGCUUAUGGAAGCCUCGUUGGGCGACGGGAAGCAGGAAUCAGUGGCCGCAGACAAGUUCCGCUUCCCGCACCGGCCGUCGUACGGCCGCGAGGGCAAGCCAAUCGAGGUUUGGGCUAACUACUUUGAGCUGGGCAUCGCCAAAAUGCCAUCUCUAUUUCUUUAUACGUUCCAUGUGCACAAGGGGCGGCCGCCUUCGGAUGACAACGCAAGCACUUCCGCAACCAGCCAACAGGGCGUCAAGAUCAAAGGGCCAUUUUUGCGCAAGUUGCUUAAGCAUAUUCUGGAGACAGUCUUGGACGUGCCAGGACUGUCACCCCGGACCGAGCUUCAGAGCAAGUUAAUCACGCUCCAGCGCAUCUCUCAGGAAACUAUCGAUCGCCUAAAGGACACCCAUUUUAACGGCGACCAUUUUGAAGUGGAGUUGGAUGGGCCGCACACACUCGACCUGGACAGUCUCCGGACGUGGCUUGGCACCAUGCACGACGGGCGCGACGCGCAAGAUCUGAGCUUCCCCAAGUUCCAAAAUCUGAUGGAUGCCAUUGGCAUUAUUAUGGGCCAUGGCCCCCGAAUGGGUGGCUCUAACCUCCACGAGGACAACCCACGCACAGUGGCCGUCGGCCGCAGUCGCUUUUUCCCAGUCGACGAGACGAGAGAGGCCGAGCUUUUCCAGCGAUCGCGGCCCCUCGAGAUUCUGCGCGGCUACUUCCAGAGCGUACGGCCUUCUACAGGACGGCUGCUCCUCAAUGUCAACGUCACUCACAGCGUAUUCCGCUCCUCCCGGGAGCGGCCGUUCUUUGAGCUUUUCCGGGACUGCCAUUUUCGCGACCUUGAGCAGUCGUUGAAGGGCGCGCGCGUCCGCAUCACCUACCCGGACCUGUCCCACGAGGAGUACACCGUGUCUGGGUUUGCGAUGAAGCCCGGCGGUGGUGCUGGCUAUGGCGAGACCCGGUUCAAGAAGAUCAGCGAGGUCACGUUCACACUGAACGAGCCUGGUUCGGGCUCGUCUAAGAAGAGGGGCGGAAAAAAGACUGCUGCGCAAAGGCCCACCGGCAAGCAGAUCACUGUCCGGGACUACUUGAAGGACAAAUUUAACGCGGGCAACCUUGCGGACACGAUUGCCGUUAAUGUUGGCAAGAGUCAGAGCAAUCCCGUAUUCUAUCCGGCCUCGUGGUGCUCUCUACUACCUGGACAGCCUUGGAACCGCAAGCUGUCUGGCGAUGAUACCUCGUCGAUGAUCAAAUUUGCAUGCCGCCGGCCCGAAUUAAAUGCCAAGUCCAUUGUGAGUGUCGGGCGCCAGGCUCUCCAACUGGACAACCUCGACGCCUCGUUCAAGGACUACCGCAUCACGGUCGGCGACAAGCUUAUCACGGUCGAUGCCAGAGUCUUGCCUGCCCCUGAUCUGGUCUACGGGAAGAAGUUCAAGAUGGCGCCGCAGCGCGGGUCCUGGAACCUGGCAUCGCGCGAGCUGGCUCAGGGCGGCUCAAAUAAUAUGGACAACGUCAAGUGGGCGUACUACGAGAUGCCCGGAUCUCGUGGUGACGUGAGAUCAGUCAUGGACUCGUUCAUGACCGCACUGAAGGCACUCGGCGUUCCAGUGAGUGAGGCGCCGCUUCAGCUUGGACGACAGGGAGACUACAGCAUGUUCGACACGCGCACAUUCGACGGAAAAGACGAUGCGAUUGAUGCCGCCUUCCGGCGUGCUGUCCAGAGCGCACCCAAGCCCAAGAUCAUCUUGUUUGUUCUGGCCGACAACGACAAGUACGUGUACGAGCGCAUCAAGCUGCUCGGUGACACGGUGUUUGGCAUUCACUCGGUGUGCGUAGUAUCGCAAAAGUUCACUAGAAAUGACGCUCAAUACUUUGCCAACGUGGCACUCAAAUUCAACCUCAAGCUCGGUGGCGUCAACCACAGACUCGACAAGCCGGACAAGCUGGGCAUCAUCUCGAAGGGCCAGACUAUGGUUGUUGGGUACGACAUCAUCCACCCAACGAACUUGGGCGCCGGAAAAGAUGUGCAGGACUUGCCCAGCCAUGUCGGACUCGUGGCCAGCAUCGACAAAGACCUCGCGCAGUGGCCGGCGUGUCAGUGGAGCCAGACUGGUCGCCAGGAAAUGACGUCGGAUGAACUGACGGAGGCUUUCAAGUCUCGUCUGGAGCGCUGGCGCGAGCACAAUGGUGCGUACCCGGACAAUAUUCUGGUGUACCGCGAUGGCGUCUCCGAGGGACAGUUCGAGCAGGUACUGGACACCGAGCUGCCGAAGAUGAAGACGGCGCUCAAGAACGUCGACCAGUCGAAGACGAAAAUCACGAUUGUCAUCUCGGUGAAGCGGCACAACACACGCUUCUUCCCGACCAAGGCAGAAGACAUGUCCCGGUCGGGCAACAUUGAAUGCGGCACGGUGGUGGACCGCGGCAUCACGCUGCAGCGCUACUGGGACUUCUUCCUCACAGCACACACGGCUAUCCAGGGAACAGCACGCCCGGCACGGUACACGGUGAUCUACGACGAGAUCUUCCAGAGCCGCGGCGGCGACCCCAGCAUGUCGACGGGCGAGCUCGAGAAGAUCACGUACAACAUGUGCUACCUGUUCAGCCGGGCGACCAAGUCGGUCAGCAUCUGCCCCCCGGCAUACUAUGCAGACCUCGUGUGCACGCGGGCACGGCUGUACCAGAGCAAGCUAUUCAACCAGGCCAUGGAGGGGUCGGGUUCGGAGCCGGCGGACCGGGUGUUCCCGCAGGUGCACCCCGACGUGCGCCGCGACAUGUACUACAUCUAA